Molecule: messenger RNA, 3592 nt
Organism: Myotis brandtii (Brandt's bat)
Lineage: Eukaryota; Metazoa; Chordata; Mammalia; Chiroptera; Vespertilionidae
Gene: SPX
Product: spexin hormone
Exons: 6
Coding region: 2975-3376 (133 amino acids)
Biological process (GO): positive regulation of gastro-intestinal system smooth muscle contraction
Cellular component (GO): cytoplasm
Molecular function (GO): neuropeptide hormone activity
Source: RefSeq, a predicted model, not a curated record
UCUUUCUUGUUGAUUCUUUAAAGCGAGUAAAUAUUCCUCAAGUUUCUACUUUCUUUAUUCCAUUCACAUUUACUAACCAAGCUCCAGUUUUCUUGUAUGCACAUAACCAUGAAGUCUAAAUAACAAGUAUUAACAACAAAUCUUUGUAUUAACAACAAAGAUUUGCAGGUAGCAUCAGCCCCUCAAACUUCAAGCCCCAACCAAACUCAUCUGUUCUCUCCCCAUGUUCCAAUAUUUCUACUGCUAGCCAUUUUCCCAGCCACACAGACUCUAACAUUUACCUUUUAUCACUUCUCAUAGCCUCUAAAGCUUUACUACUCAAAAUGUCCAAUGAUCAGUAAAGCAGCAGAUAUCAGCAUCCCCUGGAAGUUUAUUAGAAAAGCAGAAUUUCAGGCCCCGCCACACCCAUACUAAAUCAGAAUCUGCAUUUUAGCAAAACUCCCAGGUGGUUUAUUAAUACCUGAGGACAACUGGUAUAAUUUUUAGAAGAAAGGGAUCAUCUCUCUUAUCCACUGUAUCUUAGCAUAGGUGGGCACUCAGGUCCUUGCUCAAUAUCUGUGUAUAUAUGUAACUUUCAACUGCAUAUUGACAUACUUUGGAUCCUAUCCUCUUGCCUUCUAUGCAUUCCUUUUUGCAGAUCUCUUCUGCAUCAUCCAUGUAUCCUUUCCACUGAUCAUCUCCAUCAGCAUACAUGUCCCGCAGAUGGUCUCUUAGUUGUCAUCAGAAAAACCAACAAACUGGACUGAUUUGAGCAAGAGGACUUCAUUAUAAAGACCCUACAGGUGGUAACACCAUCUUGGAAUCUGCUAUUAGUGUUGUAGGCAGUAUUUCCCCCACCAAUUCAAGCUUACUACAACCCCACUGUAACAGUGUUUCUCAUGACCUCACUUGCUUUCAUUCUAUCUCCAGAUUGCUCAUCUAGGUGAGUAUAUCUGAUUGGUGAAGCCUGAAUCAUGUGCCCACAUCCUACCUGAUAGGGAGGCUGGGAAAGUGAGGAUCUGGCACUUUCAGCUUCUACAAUAGAAAAAAAAAAAAAAGUCUCUGCUUCCCACCAAGAGUCCCAAUUCUAUAAUUCAUCAUUUAGAAAAUUUUAGGAAUUCCCUAAAAGUGAAAGGGUUCAGAUAUUACUGAGCCCCCCAAAAAUAACACUUCCACCACACUCAAGUAUCUCAUCUUUUAAAGAGAUUCAUUUUUCCUUUCCCCCUUUUAGUGAAAUUCCUGAAAGAAGUUGUCCAAGCUUGUCUUUAUGUCCUCAUAUCUUAUUCACUUCCAUCCCAGUCCAAUCUAGUUUAUGUCCUCAAAAACAAAUCCAGUAUACACUUCUCAGCUCUCAUCUAGUUUGACCUUUCAACACAAUGGAUAGUUUUCUGGAUUCCUUGUCUCCUGGAAUUUCUCCUUUCUUUCUGAUUGCUUCACCUCAACUUCCUUACUGACUCUCCCUCUGCUCAUUCUCUGCAUAUUUAUUUUCAUAGCUCUAUCUCUGCCUCUCUUCUUUAACUUCAUUCACUCCCUAAGUGUUAUCAUUCAAUCCCAAUCUUUUUCCUGCCUUAAAAUUCAUAGAAUUCUUAAAAUUCUGAAAUCUGAUAAUUCCUGCCUUCAGAAAAAUAUCGAUAGGUUGAUGAUCUCUUUGCUGAACUCUUAUAGAGUUUUGCAUUUCCAGUUGCCUACUUCCCCCUUCUACUUGGAUGUCUAACAUACGUUUUAAUUUUAAUAUGCCCAAAAGACAGCUCUUAAGUUCCCUCUCUGAACUGCUUCCUUAAGAAGUUUCUCUAGCUUCAAUAUAUGGUUUCAUCAUUCACCCAGUGUUUAAGCCAAAAACCUAAGAAUCAUCCUUGAUUUAUUUUUGUCAUACUCUCAUAUCCCACCAAGCUCUAUUUUCUACCUCCAACCUGCACCCCAAAUUCAUGUACAGCUCUUCAUUCCCUGCAAGUACCAUCCGAGCCUAAACCAUCAUCAUCCCUUGCUUAUAACCAUGUUCCCAAAUGAACUGGCCCAUUUCUUCCUCUCCAAUCUCAUUUCAAAGUGCCGUGCCAUUACCCACACAACUUUCACUCCAUUGGUUUCCUUCAUAUUCCUCAAAUAAGCCUAGUUCUUUCCCAUCCCAAGAUUUUGCUUUACUUUCUUAUGCAUAUAAUACUAAUUCUCACUCCAACUUAUCCCAUCUCUGAUUCCACCUUAACCUUCCAGACCCCUCCCUCUAUUUUUACCUACCUACCACUUACUUUACCUCAUCAUGUUGCUUACUUUUACUUCAUAAUGCAUUUAAAACAUCCUGUAAUUACCUUGUUUACCUGUUUACUAGUUUAGAGUGUUUCUCCCCUGACUAGAAGGUAAGCUUGAUUAAAGCAGAGACUGUGUCUCUUUGAUGCCUGGCUGUGUCCCUUGAAUUAAAAGGAGGAAUGUCUAAUGCAUCGCAGGCAUUCGAGAAAAUGAAUAACCGAUGUCAAAUUCCAUUGAGAUUCCCUAACCUUUUCAUUUCUGCCGAAAUGAUUCAUCAUUCGUCAUCAGUGAUAGCUUGUAGCUAGUUACCCAAACAAGUUUCCUUACUUUAUUCAUUUAAUGUUGCUUGUGCCAAAACUUAAUCAUUUUCUUUGGUGAUGAUGAUGAUAAAGAAGAAGAUGAUGAUGAUGAUGACCAUGAUGAUGAUGAUGCUACGCUGGGAAGUUAGUGGGAAAAACGGACAAUUAGGCUGGUAUUUUCAGAAUAUCUCCCAGUUGGUGUGGUCAGUACCUGAACGCACGGUGUCCGCCCAUCAAUCAUUUCUCUACUUCCUGCAAUUGAACCUUCCUGGAGGAGUCAUCAGAUCCUCUCACUCUGGACGACUGACAUGAAGUCCCCAGGGACUCCCUAACUCUCCUGAAGCCUCAAGGAGGGGCCCUUGAUGCUAAGGCUUUAAAAGCCUCCCCUUCAGAACAAGCUUGGAAAACUCACAGGUAAAGUUAUAGUUAUCGCGGGUUCUGGAAAGGAGCAGAGCAUGAAGGGACUCAGAAGUCUGGCGGCAACAACCCUGGCUCUUUUCCUGGUGUUUUCUCUCAUGGGAAAUUCCAGCAGUGCCCCACAGAGACUCUUGGAGAGAAGGAACUGGACUCCUCAAGCUAUGCUUUACCUGAAGGGCGCACGUACGUUGUUACAAAUUCUUUGCUCUUCCUUGGGGGCGGUGCAUGGUGUAAUUAAGCUUAUUUACUUUACCAGGUUAAAUACUAAUAGGAUCUUUAUACAUUUUGUUUCUCCAGAAAGACGAAGUCCAAAUGCCCGACUACUAACUCUCCUGGAGGCCGCAGCUCUGCUAUUGGCUUCCUUGCAGAAACCACAAGAAGCUGGAGAAGAAAACCUUGAUCCAACCAGAUUUCUGGACGACAGUCUGCUAAACUGGUGAAAAUACACCAAAUUGAAUGCAGUUACAGUUCUGUUCUUGUUGAAGACAUGAAGCAUGUAAAUAAAACUCGUGGACCCUUUUUGCUUCAUUUGCGGUCUUAGGAACAGGCACAACUAGUUUUAUUCUUCUAGAAGCAAAAGUAAGGUGGAGUUCCUAGCUGGGAAUAUCAUUGCCUUUUAUUAUUAUUAUUAUUAUUAUUAUUAAUUAUUAUUAUUG